Mirounga angustirostris (Northern elephant seal) is the source of this 2467-nucleotide messenger RNA. It is a transcript of the gene TTC4, whose product is annotated as tetratricopeptide repeat domain 4. The record is from RefSeq and is a predicted model, not a curated record. Gene Ontology annotation, molecular function: Hsp90 protein binding; Hsp70 protein binding. Gene Ontology annotation, cellular component: nucleus; cytosol. Bases 85 to 1377 code for a protein of 430 amino acids. Lineage: Eukaryota; Metazoa; Chordata; Mammalia; Carnivora; Phocidae. Gene Ontology annotation, biological process: protein folding. The transcript has 12 exons.
ACUGACGGAAAGGCACCCGCGCUGCCGGAAGUGGGCGCGCGGUUCUCGCCACCCUGACCGUGGCGGGAGGGCUGAGGAGUCGCCAUGGAGCUACCUGACCCGGACGCCGCCGGCGAAGAUGCCAUGGACUCGUUCCUAGAAAAGUUCCAGAGCCAGCCUUACCGUGGCGGCUUCCACGAGGACCAGUGGGAGGAGGAAUUUGAAAAGGUCCCCCUAUUUAUGAAGAAAGCGCCAUCUGAAAUUGAUCCCAAUGAGAAUCCUGACUUGGCUUGCCUUCAGUCCAUUAUUUUUGAUGAAGAGCGAUCUCCAGAAGAACAGGCCAAGACCUAUAAGGAUGAGGGCAAUGAUUACUUUAAAGAAAAAGACUAUAAAAAAGCUGUGAUUUCGUACACUGAAGGAUUAAAGAAGAAAUGCACAGACCCUGAUUUGAAUGCUGUCCUUUAUACCAACCGGGCAGCAGCACGGUACUAUCUAGGCAAUUUUCGUUCUGCUCUCAAUGAUGUGACAGCUGCCAGAAAGCUAAAACCCUGCCACCUCAAAGCAAUAGUAAGAGGUGCCUUAUGCCAUCUGGAACUGAAAAACUUUGCUGAGGCUGUGAACUGGUGUGAUGAAGGGUUGCAGAUCGAUGCCAGAGAGAAGAAGCUUCUGGAAAUGAGGGCUAAAGCAGACAAGCUGAAGAAAAAGUUUGCUGACCUCUGUCAAUCUACGAUUCUGAGGAGAACUGAGCAGAGGGAUAUCAGGAAAGCAAAGUUGAAAGAAAAGAAGGAGCAGAAUCAGAACGAGGCUUUACUCCAGGCCAUCAAGGCUAGGAACAUCAGGCUAGUCUCUGAAGCUGCUGGUCGGGAUGAAGAUUCAGACUCAGAAGGUCUAGGUGAGCUUUUCCUGGAUGGGCUCAGCUCGGAGAACCCCUAUGGAGCCAGGCUGAAGGUAGACGAGCAGGGCAGGUUGAGCUGGCCCGUGCUCUUUCUGUACCCGGAGCAUGCCCAGUCGGACUUCAUUGCUACUUUUCACGAGGACUCCAGGUUUAUUGAUCAUCUAAUGGUGAUGUUUGGUGAAACACCCUCUUGGGACUUAGAGCGGAAAUACUGCCCUGAUAAUUUAGAGACACCCUGUAUCAGCUGUCCCCACGCAGGGACACCCUUCUCACCUGCAUGGGCUCUGACACCUCAUCUUGCACAGCCAUCCUACCAGGUCUACUUUGAGGAUGAAGACGGGACAGAACUCUACCGGGUGCCUCUCAAGAGCACCCUACUGCAGGUGCUGCAGCACCCCCGGUACUUUGUAAAAGCCCUGACACCAGCAUUUUUGGUCUGUGUAGGAUCCUCUGCUUUUUGUAGGAAUUACCUCCAGGGGAGAAAAGUGCACCAGGUGAAGUAACCAAGCCAGGCGGAGCCAGGGCCCCUGGAUCUCCUCCCUCAUUCGCCUCUGCCUGAAAUCCAGCACAUUUGAAUCAGCUGAGCCCUACACUUUAUUUCUGCCACCCUGGGGACAGUGGCGGGGGGAGAGCUGCUGACUUCCCUGAACUACAUUCUCUCUGGUCAAAGUGCCAAGCUCCAGCUGGUCUCCAGUCUAUUCUGUUGAUACACAACUCUGUACCUUGGUCAUGACAUCCUUGGACUCACUGUGAGCUGUGUUACCACCAGCCUCUAUCCCUGAAGGGACCAUCUUAUAGUCACCACAGCAGCUGACCUGAGGAAGUCCUGGCCUGUGGACACAGACUCAGGAUCCAGUUGGCUGGACCUUUAUGAUGUUAGAGGCCUCAGAGAAGCUACCCCUCAAACCACGCGUAUACACAAACCACACAAAUAAUUUUAAGGCAUUCAGGCUGAGGGACUCCAACCUCCAGGUUCUCGUGAGCCGAGAGGCUUGCUCUUUGGGGAUACUGUUCUUGGAGUGAGAUGAGGUCACGAAAGCUGGCUCCUGUUUUUGCACCUGUAAAGACCUACAAACCGGGAUCCUGCAAAACCCCUAGAAAGUUUACCAGUUUUCCUGAUCUGUGUAGUAGGGCAAACUGACAGACUUGGAUGGUGGACUCUUGAGUUCCUCUCCAGUUUUCACAUUUUAGGAUUUUGUGCCUUUUAAACAUCUUUUGGCAGUUGAGUCAUUGUCAUAGGUUGUAUUUGUGUGUGCAGCUGUUCGCUCCCUCUUUCCUAGAGGGUGUAGCCACGGGACUGCUUGCAGUAUCCGCCCCAUCCCACGGGGGAGGCAAAGGGACGGGGGUGGGCUCGUCCAGACGGGAGGCCGGAGAGCAUUGCGUGGUGCGUUCAUGCUUCCCAGCUAGCGGCUGUUCCAUCAGCCUGGGUGCCAGAAUGGUAAGACAUGGAGCAGAGCUGAAGGAGCUGACUGCAGCCGUUGAUUGUAACGUGAAUGAGAAAUAAAUGAGAUUUGGGGGUUGUUACUGUAGCAAAGCUAAGUAAUACAUCAUUAAACUGAAACCAGCUGCUGUCCUUAAGAUGGACUAAUUUGA